Quercus robur (English oak) is the source of this 1411-nucleotide messenger RNA. RefSeq names its product pentatricopeptide repeat-containing protein At3g47530-like. NCBI's taxonomy places the organism in Eukaryota, Viridiplantae, Streptophyta, Magnoliopsida, Fagales, Fagaceae. Gene Ontology annotation, molecular function: protein binding; RNA binding. Gene Ontology annotation, biological process: RNA modification. The record is from RefSeq and is a predicted model, not a curated record. The transcript has a single exon. The coding region runs from base 346 to 1215 and encodes 289 amino acids.
CAUUUACUUUGAAAGUAAAACACUCCUAGAGAGUUAUAAUUCCAGUCAUGCAAAUUGCAAAAUGACGAACUAAUUGUAUAUUCUUUGAAAACCUAGGGCUUUCUCUGUGAGGCUAUUAGAAUAUACCAAUAGAUAGGCAUCAAUCAGAUGGCCUAUUGCUUACUUCUUUGAUUGAAUUGUAUUCAUGCCACAAGAAGUGUGAUGAAGCAAAUAAUGUGUUUGAUGAAAUGCCUGAGAGAGACACUGUUGCUUGGAAUGUGUUAAUUUCUUGCUGUGUACGUAAUAACAGGACCUGGGAUACAUUCGUUUUGUUUAAUACUAAUACUAUGAUGCAGAGUGAAAGUAAUGGAUGUGAACCCGAUUGUGUUACGUGUUUACAUCUUUUGCAAACGUGUGCCCACUAGAAUGCAUUGGAAUUCGGUGAAAAAAAUCCAUACGUACAUUGAUGAGCAUGGUUAUGGUGAUGCUGUCAAUUUUUCUAAUUCUCUUAUGACAAUGUACUUGCAGACUGGACGUUUUGAUAAGGCUUGUGAAGUGUUGAGAAUGCGCAAUAAGAAUGUGGUUUCAUGGAGUUCUAUGAUUUCCAGUUUAGCAAUGAAUGGACGCACAAAAGAAGCUAUUAAAGCCUUUAGGGAGUUGCAGAAAUUGGGUGUUCAACCUGAUGAUCAGACCUUUAGAGGAGUUCUUUCUGCUUGCAGUCAUUGUGGGUUAGUGGAUGCGGGAUUGAUGUUUUUUGAUUGUAUGAGCAAAGAGUUUGGGAUAGUGCCUAAUAUUCAUCAUUAUGGAUGUAUGGUUGAUCUCUUGGGUCGUGCUGGUUUGCUUUAUCUGGCCUAUCAGCUUAUAAUGUCGAUGGGGGUCAAGCCAGAUUUGACAAUGUGGAGGACCUUACUUGGGGCUUGUAGAAUUCAUGGCCAUGUUACAAUCGCGGAGCAAGUGAUUGGACAUUUGGUUGAACUUAAGGCUCAAGAAAAAGGGGAUUAUGCUCUGUUGCUGAGCAUUUAUCAUUCAGCUGGCAACUUAGAGAAGGUAAUGAAACUGAGGAAGUAUAUGAAGAAGAAAGCACUACAAACCACACCUGGCUGUGGCACGAUUGUAUUGAAUAGGGUAGUACAUGAGUUUGUUAUGGAUGAUUUUUUGCAUCCACAAAAGGAUGAGGUUCAUGCAAUGGUGGAUGAGAUUAAUCAGCAGCUGAAUUGCUGGAUGACAAUGCUAUAGGUCUCACUCUCAAAUUUGGUGAGUUGCAGCACUAUAAUCAGGCAUGGAUUUUUAAAAGGCCCACACAACUUGCACCAUUUUUCCCGUUUAUGUUGAAUUUUUAAGUGUGAAAUGCAAAAGCACCACCUAGGAUUUGUGCCAUUUUCAAAUGCUACUCAACGUCAGUCCCAAGCUCUAAAGCUCAGCAGAAUCAGCA